AAUUUAUAUACUGAACUCUUCGUUGAUUAUGAAGGCGUACGUUAAGCACAAGAACCUCGUCGUCGUUUGAACCCAAAAAAUGGAGACGAUUGAAGUAGAGAACAGAGGAAUACAAGGCAAAGUUGUAGCCGUGACCGGUGGGUUGGGUUUAGUUGGCUCCGCCGUGUGCCUUGAGCUGCUCCGCCGUGGUGCUCUUCAAGUCCGUUCCUUCGACUGCCGCACCACUUCUCCUUGGUCCGAUCGUCUCAAAGAAUCCGGCGUUCACUGCAUAUACGGAGAUGUUGCGAGUAGAACGGGCGUAGAAGAGGCUCUUGACGGAGUAGACUGUGUUAUUCAUCUUGCUUCGUACGGUGGCUCCGGUAAGGAAAUGGUGCGGACUCGUCGGAUCGAGAAAGUCAACGUGGAAGGGACGCGUAACGUUUUGGAAACAUGCGUGAAGAAAGGGAUCACGAGGUUAGUGUAUUUGAGCUCAAACGGUGUAGUUUUUGGUGGGAAUGAGAUUGAGAACGGUGAUGAAGCUCUCCCUUAUCUAGCUUCAAAACAAUACGUCGGUCCAUAUGAUCAGACUAAAUCUAUUGCCGAACAGUUGGUUUUGAAGAACAACGGUCGUACUGUUGAGAAUGGACAUGAAAGUGUUUUGUCUACGUGCGCGAUUCGUUGUCCACUUGUUUAUGGGCCGGGUGAAGAGAAGUAUCUUGAUAGAAUAAUCUCUGAUGCAAGAUUGGGUUUAUUCCUCUUCAAAAUUGGUGAUCCAAACUCGAAAACCGACUGGAUUUACGUGGAUAAUAUUGUACUCGCGCUCAUGUUAGCGACCACCGGUUUACUCUCUGAACACUCGAAAGCUGCCGGGAAGGCCUACUUUGUUUCUGAUGGUAAUCCGAUGAACUUCUUCGAGUUUCUCCAGCCACUAUUGAAGAAUUUAGAUUAUGACCUGCCCAAGUCAUCCCUAUCUAUUCCACUUGCGGUUUCACUCGGAAACAUAUGCAAAGCAGUAUACAUAAUGCUAUCACCGUUGCUGAACCAAAGGUGGAUUCCACAGCCAUUGAUUCUCCCACCGGAAGUUUACAAGGUCGGGGUGACUCAUUACUACUCGAUAGAGAAAGCCAAGGAGGAAAUCGGGUACGAGCCCAAGACACAACCCGAAGAAGCUAUGACCGAAACCAUUUCAUAUUUUAAAGAGAAGAAGAGGAGAGAGGUUGAUGGACCGAGCAUUUACGCUUGGCUUUUCUGUGUGAUCGGACUGCCUGCCAUUCUAUCGGUCGCAUGGCUUCCGGACAUUGGACCCGUACCGUUCCUUCGAGUCAUUGCGCUGUUUAUUUUCAGGUCCAUGUUGGUGUUGCGGAUAGCGUCUGGGAUUGUGGUUACGGUGCACGUGAGUGAAGCGGUUUAUGCGUUGUGGCUUGCUCGGAGAGUGGAUCCGAUGAAUGCAAAGGCUUGGUUUUGGCGGACGCUGCUUCUCGCUACUUUCUCGCUUGGUUUGCUUUUGAAAAGAGCCAAGGAAGUGAAGCAACGACCAACAACACGAGAAGGUCUUUUAACUGACUCAUUCGUCAUGCAGGUUUAAAGUUUAAACCAUGAUUCAUGUACUUAUUAUGAUUAAUAUCAUUUUAGAAACGUUAAAUGAUAA
Messenger RNA from Thlaspi arvense, 1627 nucleotides. The record is from the annotation of a GenBank genome assembly. Lineage: Eukaryota; Viridiplantae; Streptophyta; Magnoliopsida; Brassicales; Brassicaceae.